GGAGCAAUGCCCUGGGAUCUGGAAGAAGAAGUUAAACAGGAGUCUGCAUUUGACCCUGGAAGUGGCUGAGUCAGGAUUCAUUGGUCAGACGAGGCCCCCAAAGGAAAGUUAGCUGUGCCAGUGCAAAGAGAUGAUCGGAAGGUAGCAAUGGCGACAUUUGGCAGCUCUUUUCAGUAUGUGCAGCGAUAAUGGUAAAGUUAACGGUGUAUUCUCCGGGAACAGAGAAUUUUGGAGAUAGUCGAGGGUGAAAGAUGGCCCUUCCUGACACAUCCCAAUAGUGCUUGUUAUUUCUUCCUGAAAACCCCCUUUCUCUGAGGAGAUACUUCUCUUCCCAGGCACCAAGGAUAGCCAGCUUCCUCCUCUGUCUGCAGGCACGGGCCACCCCCUGCCUUGACUACACAGCUUCUGUCUCAGCUUCCAAAGUGCUCUUCUCAUGACUGCGUGUUCCUCUCAUGCCUCUUCUCGUGACUGCGUGUUCCUCUUCUCGUGACUGCGUGUUCCUCUUCUCAUGACUGCAUGUUCCUCUUCUUGUGACUGCGUGUUCCUCUUCUCAUGACUGCAUGUUCCUCUUCUCAUGACUGCGUGUUCCUCUUCUCAUGACUGCAUGUUCCUCUUCUCAUAACUGUGUGUUCCUCUUCUCGUGACUGCGUGUUCCUCUUCUCGUGACUGCGUGUUCCUCUUGAAGGCUCCUCCCCUUGGGCGUCUGGGGUGCCCAGAAGCUCUGAUGCAUGACGGGCGCCCCCACGUAGAUGCUCUGCCCUAACAAGCCACAUUGGAUUGGGGUACCUGCAAAGCCUGCCACCUGCUGGUGAGUUUGGGGAUGGUGUCGGCCCCAAGCCCGUGGCCGAGUGGGCAGAUGAGCGGGAUUCCUCCCAGUGGCCUGUACAAGGCAACGGAGGCCGGGGAUCUCCGCCACACCUGACUUUAGUCCCUUCGUGAGCCCGACAAGACAAAGGCCAGACCCGCCUCUGGGAGCGAAGAGGACGGCCCGACGCUGCCCCGGGAUCUUUCCACCGCGGCCCAGUUGGCAUCUUUCCCACUUCAGUGCACGUUGGUCACUCCGGCGUGGGAGGCUCCUUUCCACUGACGGUCGUUCCCUCUCCAGAGCGUAGUUGUAGCCCUGCUCCCUGCCACACGGGCACUUUAUAACACCAGGAAGAUGAUGCUAAACAGCCAGACUAACUUCCGGCCUGCUCAGGUGGGGCCAGUCCAGGAGCCUAAGGAAGAUGUAAAAGGGCAGCCGCUGCUUUGUCAUGUGAUCUGGAUUCAGAGGAUCAUUGCUGUCUUCUCAGGCUCCCGCCUACCACCUCAUCUUGGAAGGGAUUCUCAUCCUCUGGAUCAUCCGACUCCUUUUCUCCAAGACGUACAAAUUGCAGGAACGAUCCGACCUCACAGCCAAGGAAAAGGAAGAAUUAAUUGAAGAGUGGCAGCCAGAACCCCUUGUUCCUCCUGUUUCGAAAGACCAUCCUGCUCUUAACUACAACAUUGUUUCAGGUCCUCCAGGCCACAGAAUCGUGGUGAAUGGGAAGGAGUGUGUCAACUUCGCCUCCUUUAACUUCCUGGGACUCCUGGACAACGCUAGGAUAAAGGAGGCAGCCCUGGCGUCUCUGAGGAAGUACGGUGUGGGGACGUGCGGACCCAGAGGAUUUUACGGCACCUUCGACGUCCACUUGGAACUGGAAGAGCGUCUGGCAAAGUUCAUGAAGACCGAGGAAGCGAUUAUUUACUCGUACGGGUUUGCCACCAUGGCCAGCGCUAUUCCUGCUUACUCCAAAAGGGGCGACAUCGUGUUUGUAGAUAAAGCUGCCUGUUUUGCUAUCCAGAAGGGAUUACAAGCAUCUCGUAGUGACAUUAAAUUAUUUGAGCAUAACGACAUGGAACACCUGGAGUGCCUACUAAAAGAACAAGAGAUUGAAGACCAAAAGAAUCCUCGUAAAGCCCGCGUGACGCGAAGGUUCAUCGUGGUGGAAGGCUUGUACAUGAACACGGGAUCUGUGUGUCCACUGCCAGAGCUGGUGAAGCUGAAAUAUAAGUACAAAGCAAGAAUUUUCCUGGAGGAGAGCCUCUCCUUUGGAGUUCUAGGCGAGCACGGCCGAGGAGUCACCGAGCAUUUUGGCAUCAACAUUGAUGACAUCGAUCUUAUCAGUGCUAACAUGGAGAAUUCACUUGCUUCUAUUGGGGGAUUUUGCUGUGGCAGAACUUUUGUAAUUGACCACCAGCGACUUUCUGGUCAAGGAUACUGCUUUUCAGCCUCUCUACCUCCCUUAUUAGCUGCAGCUGCGAUUGAGGCCCUCAACAUCAUGGAAGAGAAUCCAGAUAUUUUUCAGGUGUUGAAAAUGAAGUGCAGACAAAUUCAUAAAGCCUUACAAGGCACGCAGGGAUUGCGAGUGGUGGGCGAGGCGUUUUCCCCGGCCUUUCACCUACAGCUCGAGGAGAGCUCAGGAUCGCGAGAGAAGGACAUCCAGCUGCUCCAGAGGAUAGUCGAUCAAUGCAUGAACAGGAACAUCGCACUCACCCAGGCGCGCUACUUGGAGCGAGAAGAGAAAAGCCUCCCUCCUCCUAGCAUCAGAAUCGUGGUGACGGUGGAACAGACGGACGAAGAACUCGCCCAGGCUGCCUCUACGAUCAAGGAAGCUGCCCAGGCCGUCCUGCACUAGAGCCCACCCGCGCACACAGCCUCUCUGUCCGUCCACAGCGUGGGCUACUUCCGGCACGUCAGCCUGCUGGGGGAUCCUUUGAGAAAUAGACUCGCCGCUCUUUCCAGAGGUCCAGAGCCUGAGGCAGGAGGACUGACUCCACCCCCACGUGUGCAUGCAGUGAGCAGCAGGAGCGGAGCGGCCCGAGAACAACUCGAGACGAGCAGCGUGUGAACGUCCCGGUUAUGCCCUCGAAGUGAGGGUGUCCCUCAGACCAGGCUUCCCAGCGUUCUUUUCCAUUGGAAACGGAAGGGAAAGUUCUGGAGGCCCCCCCGAGUCCCUCAGAUGCCGUACAAGCCCGACUGUGAGACGUGGAAGCCGUCUGGCGUGCACCAAACUCGCCGUGAAUAUGUGUUUCAGCUCCACUUGUCAUGAUGGGCUCCAAACCUGUGUGUCACACACUAAACUGCACUGGUGUUUGAGCGUCUCCAGGAGGGAGCCUCUUCCUGCCCCGUCCGCGUUGUUUAUGCUUGCUUUCGAAGGGGAGAAUCAUUUCAGACCCGCUUCUGUAAGGUAGCUUUACAUGGAUCAUGCGUUGUCUUCUGACCUCUUUGGGGUAAAAGGUUCGUUUUGAUUGUUCAGGAAUUUAAAUUAUGGCCUUUAUAUGUUUUAGGGUAUUUUAUAUGCAUUUUUGGGUACAGCGAGUUCCUAUAGAUUUUCCAUCCUAAGGAAACACAAGAUUGUUUUCCCUGCCGCUUUAUGAUAUCUAAGCUCCAUUGUAAUUGUUUCCCCUUUGACAAAACACAAACAGUUCUAUCAUUGUUUGCAGUAAAUGCAAAUAAUGUGUAAACGUGCUGAUCAUUGCCUCCCUCAUGGUGGGAAUGAGUAAAAGUAUAGCCAUUGGUCACUCUGAUAACUCGCUAUCUUGAUAUGUGGAUGAUAAUAUUGUUUAUGUCAAAUUAGAUGGAAAAAGGCCUUGGGUUUUUCAUGAGAUGUUUCCGUGGUGGUUGCUGCUUCAAUUAUAAUACUCUAGUGGGGAUGAACCUUUUAAAAAAUGAAAUUAAACAUUUUCCUAAUGUAAUUUUCCUAAACUUCAGAAAAAGACUUUUUGGUUUAUUGUUGUUGCUUCUGUGUCCGGUUCUCCAGGCAACUUCUUUUUAUCACAGUCACCAGAAAAAAUUGUUAUGAUGAGAUCCUGCCUGCUUUAAAGCUGGAUCACAAUUAGCUUUAAGUAGACUAACUUGGUCACUAUCGUGCUGCUUACACAUUUUGUUAUUAUGAAAUAAGAGCACUGGGUUCUGCUUCUGUGACAUUUUUCAUGGUUUGUGAAGCUCUUUGAGAUCUGCUGAUAAAGGCUUAUAAAGACGUUCAUUAUCUAAAAUCCAAACUGGAAGGCUGAAUGUUAGGAUUUAUAGAUUGUCUUAGCCUGAUUUAAGCAAUAUCAUACUUACAUUUGAUGUGUUUUGAAAAUUAUUACUUACUCUAGGAUAGAUUUUAAAUACUUCACUAAUUUUUGAAUCAUUUUCAGAUGUGUUUGGGUUAUUAUCGAUAGGCCAUCAUCUUUUAGAAACCCGAAGGAAAAUAUGGAAAAAAUCUUACCAUCAAAUUGACUGUAGCCUAUUAAUUUUUACCUAUGAUUGGAGUUUGCUGUGACCACACAUUGUCUUCUCCUCUCUUCUUUUCUGACAACUCCUAUUCUGAGGAAUUUUCUCGUAUCUCUUUGAAAGCUGCUUACAUUCCUUUAGGAGAAUCUCCUUUAUUAAAUCAUCGACUUUCUGACAUUACAAAGCUUUAAUUGAUAACUAUCCUUUCUAGAAAUGUUAAAUAAUUACAACCACUCGUAAAUAUUAGAGAAAACAUAAAGGUGAAAAGAAAGAACACUCCUUGCACUCGGAGACUAACUCUUCUUGAUCUUUCUGUCUUUAUCCUAAAAGAUUACACUGUAAGGGGCAAACUUAUGGUCGGACCAAAUAUAUUUUUAGUUGGUUGCCAGGAUUUAAAUUCUAAAUCCCAAUGAAAUAUUCAAGUCAGAAUGGAAUUUUAUGGUGGUUUAUUUACAACAGAGUGAAGAUAUUAAGGAAGAAAGAAAGAGAGGAAAAAGAGAGAUACCAGGCAGGAGUUCAGAUGCCCCAGCCAAGGGGAGGGCAGAGGAUUAAAUCUAGCACAGCUUCCAGCCAUGAGUCCUCCUCCAAGAUGAGGGGCCUCCUCGGAGGCUGGCACCUCCAGAAAGCCAAGGGAAAGAGAGUCCCAAGAGAUGGGCCUUUCCAGAGGCUGGUGCCUCCAGAAAAGCCAAGGAAAGGGGAGUCAACCUUACACUCAACAUGUGGCAGUCUAAGGGAAGCAGCCUGAGGUCUCACACUCGAGUUCCUCCACUGUCACGUUCCACCGCCAAGUCCCUCUCACAGGAAAUGACACGAAAUAUAAAGGCAAUUAUUUACGUCACUUCCUGUGUCUCACAUGCACCAAUGGUGGCUUAAACUUGGCUUUGAGUGGCCCAAGGGGUCAGCCAGUUGUUUCUGAUUUGUCACUUGCUAGCACAUGUGGGUCAUAGACCUUCCUCCUCCACACUCAAUCCUUAAGUGGGGGUGUAGACAUUGCUGGUUGCUAGAAUUCUAAAGACUAAGCAGGGUGGAGUCAAUCUAAAAUUCACAACAGCAGCCCUGAAACUCACAAACUCACACCUUGGAAAUAUCCUGUGCCAUGGAGAUGAUUGGAAGAUGAAGAAUUCCUUUCAGAAACUCAAUUUAAGGAGAUCAACCAAGCCAGCCAAUUCUUUCAUUUUUCAGUAGGCUGCCACAUUCAUCUGUACAUCUCCAUCUUGACCAGGGAAUAAUGAUCCCCAUUUUCAGCUUCCUUUAAGGUACUACCUGACCCAUUAGAAUGUCAAGUCUUUGAAGGCAGAGACUGUCCUUUUUGGUUAUCUGCUACUAUUUUCCAGCACUAGAUAGAAUGGUUUUGCCUCUUUUCCCAAAAGGCAGGAAAGAAUAAGUCAAGGGACUGGGAGACAAUGGCCUGUAUGGGAAGGGACACUGAAUACAUGCCAAGCCAGGGGUCAGGAAGGCCCAUCUUCAUGAAUUCAAAUUUGGCUUCAAACAUUUAUUAACUGUGUGACCCUGGGCAAGUCACAAAAUGAACAGAAGGAAAUGGCAAACUACUCCAACAUUUUUGUCAAGAAAACCUCAAAUUGGGUCAUGAAGAGUCAGACACGACUGAAAUGACUGAAAGACAAAAAUGUGGGAAGGAAUCGUCCAGACUAUUUUAGGGCAAAGAAGGCCCACCAGUUCACCUGUGUGAUCUCCCCACGGUGUAUGGAACUUGGAGGCAGCAGACUUCAAGGCUCCAUCAUCUGUACCAUGGGAGGCAUUUUUAACAAGACAUCCAAUCAGGAGUGUGCCCAAUGGCAGUCUGUCCUUAUCGGGUAAGUCAUUUUGGAGUCACCGUGUGCCUCUAGAACAAAUGGACUUUUCUUCAGUUUCGGUUCUUAAAAUGAUGCAUGAGAUCAUCAGUUGGACCCAGAGAUCUUUGCAAGACGCACGUGCAGAAGGAGCUCCUCCUGUUUCAAAUUGGAAUGGCCACCCACUCAAGCGAGCAAAUAGGCGUCGGGCACAAACGUUUUUACUCCCCGUCACUCGAUAUUGGAGUUCCCCCGAAGGUGGCAUCAGGGCAGAGGCACGCUGAUGAAGCUGGGGAUUCUCUUACCCUGACCCACAGUCUUGUGUGUGAAUUAAGAGGACACUCCAUUUGGCAUAGUGACUGUCCCGUCCUUUGUUAGGGGGCCACGUGGCCUCAUGCACAGUCCAGGAUGGUAUCGGAGACCCACCUCCAUGCUUGUCAUGGACUCUCCAGCAUCCGUCCCUUUAUAAAGGCCUUCAUCUUGAGCGAGGAGUCAGCAAACUAUGAUUUGACUCCAUAGCCAAAUUCCGUCCACUGCCUGAUUGAAGUCGACACGCAAUAAAAUAGUAUUUGAAGGCGUGAAAACGGCUCUUGUUCAAAGCCUGCCCAGACACAGGAAGCAGCUUUCAGGGUGUAGAUUGUCAACUCGAUCAGUCAAGUUUUGGAAGAGUUGCCGGCCUUUUAGGGGAAAUAGAAAACCAGCGUAGCCUGGGCGACGCACCAAGGUAGGCUGAUGUGUGCCGAGCCUGUCAUGGAGGAUUGCGUGAUUGGUCCGUGCUCACAUCUUGCACUCUCACUGUCAGGUCAUCCGAGCUUUGUGAAGAACAAAAGCCUUUUUUACAAGCCUGGAUAGGCCAGCAAGGAUGGUGAAACGAUGAAAACGUUGCUCUGCAUGGAGAGACUGUUGUAUAGGACCCUUUUAGUCCUGGUCCAUUGUACUUUCUCAGGACGCCUCGAGGAAUGCUUAUGAUACUUUUGUUCUUAAAAUGAUUCAUCACCGCAUCAGGUGAGCCCAGCAGACAGGAGCUACGCACAAAAGAAUUGCCCCUCGUGGCCCAAAAAACCCCCUCGACAUUGUAAUCCUGGGUUGUGUGUGAUUGUCAGUAACUUCUGGCCCUUUUGCUCCAGGAAGUGUGGUACGGAAGAGGAGGUGGGUUCAAAACUGGCGCAGCUAAUGUGCUCCUCCGGUAUUUGUUACUGUCAUUACUUAGUGUGUUACUAAACCUGCGCUUUCCAUUGUUACAGCUUUUAACAUUUUGAUUUAACCCAAUAAAAUGCUGUUUUGGCGACUGCUCUGAAACAUACUGUAAA
Molecule: messenger RNA, 7340 nt
Organism: Monodelphis domestica (gray short-tailed opossum)
Lineage: Eukaryota; Metazoa; Chordata; Mammalia; Didelphimorphia; Didelphidae
Source: RefSeq, a predicted model, not a curated record